Messenger RNA from Osmerus eperlanus (European smelt), 669 nucleotides. RefSeq names its product histone H1-like. Lineage: Eukaryota; Metazoa; Chordata; Actinopteri; Osmeriformes; Osmeridae. The record is from RefSeq and is a predicted model, not a curated record. The transcript has a single exon. Gene Ontology annotation, molecular function: nucleosomal DNA binding; structural constituent of chromatin; double-stranded DNA binding. Gene Ontology annotation, cellular component: nucleosome; nucleus. Gene Ontology annotation, biological process: chromosome condensation; nucleosome assembly; negative regulation of DNA recombination. The coding region runs from base 1 to 600 and encodes 199 amino acids.
AUGGCAGAAGUCGCCCCAGCAGCACCCGCUCCGGCCAAGGCACCCAAGAAGAAGGCAGCUAAGCCCAAGAAAGCGGGACCCAGCGUCAGUGACCUGAUUGUUAAGGCUGUGUCCGCCUCCAAGGAACGCAGCGGCGUGUCCCUGGCAGCGCUCAAGAAGGCUCUUUCUGCCGGUGGCUACGAUGUAGAGAAGAACAACUCCCGCGUCAAGGUCGCCGUCAAGGGGCUGGUUACGAAGGGGACCUUGGUCCAGACCAAGGGAACCGGCGCCUCCGGGUCUUUUAAGAUCAACAAGGCCGCUGAGACCAAGGCAAAGAAUCCUGUCAAGAAAGCCGUCACUCCGAAGCCCAAGAAGGUUGUCGCCAAGAAGCCCGCUGCGGCCAAGAAGCCCAAGAAGGUUGUGGCGAAGAAGCCAGCAGCUGCCAAGAAGUCUCCCAAGAAGGCAAAGAAGCCCGUGGCAGCCAAGAAGGCUACCAAGAGCCCCAAAAAGGCCAAGAAGCCUGUGACGCCCAAGAAGGUAGCAGCCAAGAAGGCAGUCAAGGCAGCCAAACCCAAAGCGGCCAAAUCAAAGGCAAAGAAGGCGACACCCAAGAAGAAGUAAUUUUUUUUAUACAACUUCGUGUGGCAACGUGGCAGUUGCUUUGCUCACUGUUACACACGCACAAACAAA